Molecule: messenger RNA, 2482 nt
Organism: Prosopis cineraria
Lineage: Eukaryota; Viridiplantae; Streptophyta; Magnoliopsida; Fabales; Fabaceae
Product: U-box domain-containing protein 15
Biological process (GO): cell surface receptor signaling pathway; protein ubiquitination
Cellular component (GO): cytoplasm; nucleus
Molecular function (GO): ubiquitin-protein transferase activity; protein binding
Source: RefSeq, a predicted model, not a curated record
CAAGUUUGUUAGAAUCAAAUUCAAUGAUAUUUCAUACUGGCACGAAUUCAAUGAAGCUCCAUAUUUGAAAACCCAAUAUGAAUUUCGGCUGAGAUGAUUAGGAAUCAUAAAUAAAAUAUAGAGAGAGAGAGAGAGAGAGGGAAGGAGGGAGGGAGAGAGGUGGCUCACCAUUUGCGGGAGAUUUUACCAUAAACGAUGACGCGUGACCUUCUUGUGAGGAAAGGGGCGAUUUCAGCACAUGAUGCAUUCUUUUAAACCGAACUUCAUUGGAGACUAACCGGAAAAGCUUGGGAGAUUGGUCUCCCACUCUCCCCAACACACAUCACGUGGAAAACUGAGGCUAGGGUUCAUUUUUUGAGCAUUGAUUCCGGUAAUUUCUUAUUAAUCAGGUACCAUUACAGUGCUCGAAACUAGCUAUCAUUAAUUCCCCCUUAACUUUUUUCUUGGCCUUUAUAAACGGAUCCAUGACGGUGGAAGAAGAGGAAGAAGGAGGUGAAACACUGGAAGGGGAUAAUGAAACACUGGAAGGGGAUAAUGGGUUGGAGGAUUCCGAUAUGGUGGAAGAAAUUCAAAGAGUGAUUGAAUCGGUAGCUCAGUUUGGGGAAUAUCGGAAGGCUCACCGAAAAGAAUGUCAUAAUCUUGCGAGGCGGAUGAAAAUCUUGUUGCCACUAGUCGAAGAAAUUCGGGACAUGGGUCCGCACAUUCCAGAGAAAGGCAUAACUUGGUUGAAGGGUUUGAAGGAUGCUCUCCUUUUUGCGAAGAAAUUGCUGAAAAUGUGUAGCGAGGGAAGCAAGAUUCACCUGGCGUUCGAGAGCGAAGCGGUUAUGUCCAAUUUUCGAUCUGCCAACGAAAAAUUAAGCCGAGCGUUCGACGGUUUCCCUGGUGAAGAAUUAGAAAUAUCAGAUGAAUUGAAGGAAAAGCUUAAGCUAAUGUGCGUCCAACUCAGGCGGGCAAAGAGGCGAAAGGAUACACAAGACAUAGAACUGGCAAUGGAUAUGAUAGCUGCAUUUUCCAAAGAUGACAGCCGAAAUGCUGAUAGCGCUAUCAUCGAGAGGCUUGGACAAAAGCUCGAGCUUCAUACUGUCGAGGAUCUUAUGGAAACUGUUGCUGUAAGGAACCUUGUCCGAGAAAGAAAAGGCAAGCAUGCAGAGAGUACCCAGCAAAUAAUUGACCUUCUUAAGAAAUUCAAACAAGCUGCUGGCAUGGAAGACACAGAUGUUCUUGAUGAACCUAUCAUGCCCAGAAUCAUUGAUAAGUGCGCAUCUUUGGUCAUCCCUCAAGAAUUUCUCUGCCCAAUCACCCUAGAAAUCAUGACAGAUCCUGUUAUCAUCGCGAGCGGACAGACAUGUGAAAGGGAAAGCAUAGAGAAGUGGUUCGAGUCUAAUCGUAAUACUUGCCCGAAGACGAGACAAACUUUGGCUCACCUGUCAUUGGCACCAAAUGAAGCUCUAAAAAAUUUGAUUUCCGUUUGGUGCGAGGAAAACAACUUUGAGCUCCCUAAAAAAGAAAGUUGUUGGAGUGAAGAAGGUUGCUUAGUGGAUCCGAAAGAAGAAAUACUGGCUUUGGUAGGGGACCUAUCGUCUGUUCAGUUAGAAGUGCAGAGAUAGGCAGUGAAGAAGAUACGCAUGAUGUCAAAGGAGAAUUCUGGGAGCAGGGUUUUGGUGGCGGAGAACGGGGGAAUAGCGCCGUUGGUGCAACUGCUGUCGUAUCCAGAUUCAAAAAUACAGGAGAACGCGGUGACAGCGCUUUUAAAUCUAUCAAUUGACGAGGGCAACAAGGUACUGGUAUGCAGAGAAGGAGCGAUUCCGGCUAUUAUAGAAGUAUUGCCCAAAGAAAACUCUGCAGCAGCUCUAUUCAGCCUGUCAAUGUUGGAUGAGAAUAAAGAAAUUGUGGGCCUCUCAAACGGCAUUCCCCCUCUAGUAGACUUACUGUGGAACGGGACAGGGAGAGGGAAGAAGGAUGCCAUCACGGCUCUGUUCGGUUUAUCUAUGAACCACACAAACAAGGGAAGGGCCAUCAGGGCAGGCGUAGCGGCCCCUUUACUCCAAUUGCUCAGGGACACCAACUUGGGAAUGAUUGACGAGGCCCUCUCCAUCCUCUUACUUCUUGCCUCCAGCCCUGAGGGACGACAAGAGCUGGGACAGCUCCCUUUCAUCCAAACUCUCGUCGACUUCAUAAACAAGGAAUAUGCAUUGUGCGUUCUCCUUGACUUGGCUUCCUAUAACUCUAACCUCAUUCUUGCUGCUCUCCAGUUUGGUGUCUAUGAGCACUUGAUUGGCAUCAAAGAAAGCGGAACAGCUCGAGCCAAGGGUAAAGUACAUGCGCUCUUGCACCUCAUGAGUAAGAGCGAGCAUAUUUAAUUCCCUUCUUCUAGGUAUCUGGGUUAAUCAAAACAAACUUCAUUCUCUUGCUGCAAUGUAAAACACAGUUGAAGAGUGUAGUUGAAUUUCUACAUUGAGAAGUAAAUCAUGUUAUUCAUAUU